Messenger RNA from Culex quinquefasciatus (southern house mosquito), 1476 nucleotides. It is a transcript of the gene P5cr-2, whose product is annotated as pyrroline-5-carboxylate reductase 3. Gene Ontology annotation, biological process: L-proline biosynthetic process. Lineage: Eukaryota; Metazoa; Arthropoda; Insecta; Diptera; Culicidae. Gene Ontology annotation, molecular function: pyrroline-5-carboxylate reductase activity. The record is from RefSeq and is a predicted model, not a curated record. The transcript is spliced from 3 exons. The coding region runs from base 99 to 935 and encodes 278 amino acids.
ACUCACGCCGUGACAGAUUGCAUCAUCAGCUUGCUGCUGCUACAAGUCAGUAGUGCAUUUAGUCAGUGUUGUUUUCCGAGGGAUUAUCACGUUCCGAGAUGCAGCUGAAAAGUGCCUGCGGAGCGUUGCUGAAGAUGGGCUUCCUGGGCGGUGGCAAAACCGCCCAAGCCAUGGCCCAGGGUUUUAUAUCGGCCGGUCUGGUUGACGGGAAGAAUCUCCGCGCGAGCUUCAGUCCGCAAGACGAGGCCAACAUGGUGGCGUUCCGCGGACUUGGCGCGCAGACGUUUACGGAGAAUCUCCCGGUGGUGCAGGACUCGCAGGUGGUGUUCAUUACGGUGAAGCCGUGGAUUGUACCCUUGGUGUUGGACAGCGUCAAGUCGAUUAGCGGAGGCAAGCUGUUCAUUUCGGUUGCGAUGGGACUGAAAUUGGCGGAUUUGGAGCAGUCACUCGUUCCGGAAGCUCGCGUGAUUCGAGUUAUGCCAAACAUUCCUACGUUGGUCCGCGCUGGGGCUGCGGUGUUUGUUCGGGGCAAGAAAGCUACCGAGCAGGACUGCGCGUUGACACAGACGCUGUUCGAAUCGGUUGGAACCUGUGACGAAGUUACGGAAGCGUUGAUUGAUCCCAUUACGGCACUGUCGGGAAGCGGUCCCGGGUACGUGUUUGCCAUGAUUGAGGCGAUGGCCGACGGAGCGGUCAAGAUGGGACUGUCGCGAGACUUGGCGUACAAGCUGGCCGCCCAAACGGUGAUGGGAGCCGGCAAGAUGGUCCGAGAAACUGGAAUCCAUCCCGGACAGCUGAAGGAUGACGUGGCUAGUCCUGGUGGGUCGACGAUCCACGGAUUGUCCUUUCUGGAGAAGAAUGCGUUCCGCUACAUCGUGGCCGGUGCCAUCGAGGCGGCCACCAACAGGUGUCGGGAGUUUUCCACGGAGAAAUGACCCAAACCAACGGACGCUUACAGCAGCGCCUCUCGAACUAAUUAAAUAACCACCGCAUGCAAACACACUGCUAAACAUUGCGUUUUUUCCGCUCAUUUCCGCAUAAUUCACCGGGGCGCUUGCAAGUCGCGCCGCCGCCGGCGUUCAACAACUGGGCAAAUAUUGGAGGUUCACAAUGGUUACAGAGCUAGUGUCCCGGUUGACAAGUUUGCAAACAUGUUGUUCAAGUGUCUAGCAAAAGGGGAAGAUUCUACUUUGUUUGGUCGGCACACUAUCGGUUACCGGGUGGCAAUAAACUCUGGUGACCCGGUCGUCGGUGGGUGAGGUAUACGGCUAGGUGUGGUCGUUUGUCGAGUGGCGCGUGCUGUGCACUAAGUUAAAGGGUAAACAAGAUUGUAGUCAUCGGUGGAUGUUAGAUAACGAAAACUGCAACAAUUUAUGCGCUUACGUGAUCGAAUAAUUGGUUGUUGGGUGUUCAAUAGUGAAAGAAAUGAAAGCAAUCAUUUUUUUGUUCUGAUAAUAAAAAUUGUCCCUGCUACAA